AUGCCGCGCUGGGACCUGCUCCUCGCACACGCUCCAUCUGGAGUUCUGGACACCGCCCCAAUCCACUGUGCAGGAGCCCGAUCUGGUGGGAGGAAAGUGUGCCACCGCCCUGUCUCCUCGAUCGCCGCGCAGGUGGCCACGAUUGUGCGGGAAUCGACGCGACCUGCCUCAUCCCGCACUGCUGCGACCGCUGCUCCCCGCCACCGCCUCUCCUGGGGCCUCGUGCCGCGCUCCCGACCUCCAACAUGGGCGUUGACAGCCGCCGCGGAGGGAGGAGAAAGAGUAGCAGCGCCGGCGAGCGAGCAGGCCGUUAGAGGAUCAGAAUCUGAGCACGAGCGACGUGGUUCUGAUCCCCGAUUGCUGAGCCGCCUCCUCUCCCCAGGGACACACAAGAUGCUGCAUCCUAGCUGGGUCAGCGUCUCGGCAUGCGUCUCGGAGUAUUGGUCUGUGAUAAUCGCCACUGUUGUUUUCGCAUUUGUUGGUGUGGUGACAAUUUACUACACUGUGUUGAACAAGAACAUCAGCUUGAGCCUGAUAAAGGCUAUCAAGGCCAGGGCCAAGAGGUGCUGGGAUUUUGAGUUCUAUCUAUCACUCACAAAUGGGGCUAAUGAAUCGGCCUCCACUGUCCGAGAGACAAUUAUUCAGAUUCAUAGUAAAAGCUCUGGGGCUAUUGAGCUACCAUAUGAUGUUGAAGGAGAUUCACAAGAAGUAAACAACGCAGCAAAGAGGAGGGAUGAUCAGGCCAAUGGCGAACUCAAUGAGGUACACCAAAGCUCUGAAUCAGAGAAAGAUAAGCCACAUGUACCAGAUAACGCAGCCACAACCAGUAGAUCAAAUGUACAAUGUGAGAAUUCUCAUGUACAGAACGAUCAGAAGUAUGAAAUUAUCAGCGUAACUUUCGAAAUGUUGCUGUCAUAUAAAAUAGUGUGA
Messenger RNA from Miscanthus lutarioriparius, 930 nucleotides. Lineage: Eukaryota; Viridiplantae; Streptophyta; Magnoliopsida; Poales; Poaceae. The record is from the annotation of a GenBank genome assembly.